AUGGCACACGGCAACGGUACUCCCCAGACGUUUAUGUGUGCUGUCGGCGGCGAGUGGCUCGCCCUUGACAAGUUCUCUCGGAACCAGAUUUCGAAAUGGCAGAAGAUAAAGGGUCGCGAUGGCGUCACUCCGGAGAAUGCUGGGCUCAUUUGCAAAGAGCAUGUGCAACUGACACUGGCACCACGAGAAAUCAAGUGCAAUGGUCCUUGUGGUCUGUGGAAACAUAGGGAUCACUUUAGCAAGACCCAGCGUAAUGACCCCAACGCAUGGGUAUGCAACUUCAACGGGGAGGAGGCCCCCUAUGGUCCCCCGAACUCUCAGUUGCUCCCCCACGAGAUUCUGGCGCAGGCGACGGGCGUACAAACCGAGGCUCCUACCAUUACGUCUCCCGGUUCCGCUGUUGGUAAUAGACCUAGCGGAGUUCUUUCCGAUUACCAGCAGGCUCAUAUCAACGGAGUUGAGGUUGGUGAGGUUGAUAGCACGGUGGUUCAUUCGGCCAUGACGAUGAAGCGGGACACCGACUCCUCCACCGACUCCAACAGUCCACCUGCCAGUCCCGAUCAUAGGGGUCCCGCUACACCUGCCGCCCCCAACAUGAACUCCACUGAUAACGGCAAGCCUCAAUCGGUAGCCGGCUCCACCGCACCUGCCGAUGAACUUCCUUUCCAGCUGUACGGCUACAGCCCAUUCGCCCCUGGUGCUGACGAAAAUGCCACGAAGGGGGAUUCGGCGGAAGGUAGUAAAUUGCCACCCACGGUCCCGAACAAGCAACCGGGUAAAAAAUGGGUCAAAGUAGACACUCGUAAAGUAUUCUUUGCGCCGCCGGCUUAUGCGACUCGUCCGACGGACCCGAGCAAUUUUCGAAUCGAAAGCGACAGUGAUAGCGACUAA
Daldinia decipiens is the source of this 891-nucleotide messenger RNA. RefSeq lists its product as uncharacterized. The transcript is spliced from 4 exons. NCBI's taxonomy places the organism in Eukaryota, Fungi, Ascomycota, Sordariomycetes, Xylariales, Hypoxylaceae. The coding region runs from base 1 to 891 and encodes 296 amino acids. The record is from RefSeq and is a predicted model, not a curated record.